Molecule: messenger RNA, 1098 nt
Organism: Euleptes europaea (tarantolino)
Lineage: Eukaryota; Metazoa; Chordata; Lepidosauria; Squamata; Sphaerodactylidae
Gene: GINM1
Product: glycosylated integral membrane protein 1
Exons: 9
Coding region: 1-1098 (365 amino acids)
Source: RefSeq, a predicted model, not a curated record
AUGGCGGCGGCGGGGCGGCGCGAAGCCCCCCUGGGGCCGCUGCCGGGCUUCCUUCUCCUGCUGCUGCUGCUGCCCCCUUGCUGGUGUCUUCCGGGGCCGACGGCCGCUUUGCCCCAGGCCGUGAGCCAGAAGUUUAUCUUGAAAACUAAGUUGAAAGGACUCCAUAGGUCCUUGAAAGAGGAAUCUGGGGCACUUUUCUUUCCUUCACAGCUCUUUCUUCUCUUUACCAUCUUGCAGGAAAGCAUCAAGAUUAACAUUACUAUGUCCCAGAGCAAUGGGGACCAACAGGAAGGACAGGUUGUCCUUAAUAUCACCUAUGUUAACAGCCAAGUGUAUGUAAAUGACAUUCCGCUAAAGAGUGGGGUUACCAGGAUAACGUGCCAGACUUUAAUACUGGAGAGUGGGAAUGCCGACAGCCUACUGAAUCAGAAGCGAUUAGGAAUUGUUAGUGUUCGCAUUAUGAUCCAUGAGUGGCCAUUGGCAUCCAGUUCCAACUUGCAGUUGAUUGUCAUUCAGGAAGAAGUGACAGAAAUUGAUGGAAAGCAGGUUCAGCAAGAGGAAGUGACUGAAAUUGACAUAUUAGUGAAGGAUUUAAGAGUGCUUAGGCACUCAAAUUAUACAGUUCCUUUGAAGGAAAGCAUGCUGUAUUCCAUCCCUAGGGACAAUGAUGUCUUAUUCACACUUCCUAACAUUGCAAGAAAAGAUGUUGAAAGUCCACUGCAAACAACUAGUCACUAUCUUCUCAGGCAAGUAGAAACCACAGUAGAUGAAGAGACAUUGCCUGGCAAAUUACCAGAAACUCCUCUCAGAACAGAUCCUACAUCAUCUUACAAGGUGAUGUGUCAGUGGGUGGAGGACUUGAGAAAAGAGCUUUGCAAGUUCUGGCUUCGGUCAUUUCCUGUAUUCUUUAAUUUGAUGGAGGUCAUUGUGGUUGGAGUUAUAGGAGCAGCUUUAAUAAUAAAAGCCUUAAAAGUGCUUUGCCCAUGUGAGCCCAAGGGAGUCCUCCAUCUUGAUUUCAACGUUAUACCUGUGGUUGCAAUCAGCUUGGUUCCAGACAUGCCAGAGAAAAAAGACAGUACAGAGGAAAAAUGUAUUUAA